UAUAAACCUUUUCUCAUCAACAGUAUAUAGCAGUCUUGUGACUUCUAUCAGUGUCCAGCAGAGCAUUGGUUAAAGCUUGUAGGAGGAGUUUUCUUUCUGCUCUAAGAGGAUGCAAAACCCCUGACCCCCUAUCUGGACAGUGCUGAUUGGCCCUGUGCUGAUCACAUGCACUCUACCAAGAAAAAAAAAAAAAAACCUCUCUAGCAAUACACACUAAACUGAGCAUGUGCAUCUUACCCCCAAGGCUCUGUUCUAUCAGCAGAUGGAUUGGGGGCAGUAGAAAAAGUGGAAGAUCAAAAAAGACAGGAUCAAAAAUCCUUUUUUACACAAUGAGGAGGAUUAACCCCUUAGGUUCCACAAUGAGUAUAACA
Molecule: messenger RNA, 371 nt
Organism: Staurois parvus
Lineage: Eukaryota; Metazoa; Chordata; Amphibia; Anura; Ranidae
Source: the annotation of a GenBank genome assembly